Ceratina calcarata is the source of this 641-nucleotide messenger RNA. RefSeq lists its product as uncharacterized. NCBI's taxonomy places the organism in Eukaryota, Metazoa, Arthropoda, Insecta, Hymenoptera, Apidae. The transcript has a single exon. The annotation marks the transcript as partial. The record is from RefSeq and is a predicted model, not a curated record.
UUAAUUGCGUCUGCAAGACCACGUGGUAAGCGUUUUCGAACAGUUUUUCGUUCUGUGCACGUAAGAACAAGGGAAAUAAGAUGGCUACUCCACAUACGCAAAUAGAAAAAUUAAAUAGUGAAAAUUAUGAUGUCUGGAAGAUACAAGUGGAGGCAAUUUUAAUAAAAAAUGACCUGUGGGAAUAUGUAACCGGUGACAAGCCAAAGCCUGUAGAAAAUCAAGCGGAGAUUGGAAAUUGGAUUAAGAACGAUAGAAAAGCCAAAGCUGAUAUCAUUCUCACACUAAGCUCGAGUGAAUUCUGCCAUAUAAAGAACGCUGAAACCUCAAAAGAUGUGUGGACAAAAUUAGCAAGCGUUUAUGAAUCGAAGGGACCUGCAAAAACAGCAUACUUGUUGGAAACCCUGUUGUUCACAAAAAUGCAUGAAGGUGAAGAUAUGGCUGAACACUUGAACAAGUAUUUCGACACUGUGGACAAAUUAAAAGACUUGCAAGUUAACAUCGAUGGGAACCUCCUCACUGUUCUCUUGCUACACAGUAUUCCAAACACUUAUGAAAAUUUUAGGUGUGCAAUAAAAGUGCGAGACAAUUUACCAACGCCAGAGAUGCUGAAGAUCAAACUCUUGGAAGAAGCCAAUUCAAGA